Pristis pectinata (smalltooth sawfish) is the source of this 1449-nucleotide messenger RNA. RefSeq names its product fetuin-B-like. Gene Ontology annotation, biological process: negative regulation of endopeptidase activity. The transcript is spliced from 8 exons. Gene Ontology annotation, molecular function: cysteine-type endopeptidase inhibitor activity. The coding region runs from base 30 to 1112 and encodes 360 amino acids. Gene Ontology annotation, cellular component: extracellular region. NCBI's taxonomy places the organism in Eukaryota, Metazoa, Chordata, Chondrichthyes, Rhinopristiformes, Pristidae. The record is from RefSeq and is a predicted model, not a curated record.
UUGGUCUACUCCAUGUUCCUAGCUGUACUAUGAAUUGGUUAGUCACAUUGGUGACGUGCAUUCUGCUCUUUAACUCUCACAUUCUUGCUUAUCGCCGAGUGGUCACCUUUUCUGCAAUUCCUUGCGAUGCGGUGGGAGCAGUGAAUGCAGCUGACCUUGGGAUUCAACACAUCAAUGACGUUCGAAGAGAGGGAUACAAGUAUAGUCUGAAUAAGAUCAUAAAUGCCCAGGAAAAGCAGGAGCAAUAUGAGAUCAUAUAUUAUUUGGUGUUUGAGGUUUUCGAAACCAGAUGUCAUGUCACAAGCCCCAAACCACUGAAAAGCUGUGAAAUCGAAUCAUUUCACAUGAAGAAAGCAUUUGGCGAAUGUAAAAUCGUCAUUCGUAUCUCAAAAGGCUUCCAGAAUGUGAAGGAUUAUCAGUGUUCUAAAUACCAAGCUUCAGCUGGAAAUCCAUGCCCAGGAUGCUUUUACACAAUUAAACCAUUAAAGAGCGGAGACGUGGAUCGUGCUGUUAAUAUUGCCAUUCAAAAAUAUAACAGUGAGAGCAAAGAUGUUAACUACUUUUCUCUUUUUAAUAUCACAAAUAUUUUAACAAAGCCUGCAUCUAGCCAGAUGACAUCAGUGGAAUUCAUUAUCCAAGAAACUAACUGCGUCAAAGAUGAUUUCAUGGUGGAACUUUCAGCUUGUGUUCCAAAACCCCAUAAAUUUGCACAUCUGGGUUUCUGCACCGUGUCUUUUGAAUCAGUGUCUCCUGUCCUUGAUGUGACUGAAGUGACCUGUGAUAUUUAUGCAACGAAGGGCGUAACAGUCAGGGGAUUAAGUGGGCAAGAGGAGCCACUUGAGGAUAACUAUCAAGAUGAAAAACAGGUAUUUAUACCCAAGUACAAGAGAUCGAUCUCUAGAUCCAAACGUCGGAGGAUGAAACAAUCAGGAAUGUGGAAACAGUCCAGGAGGGAAGAAUCAUCUUCCUCAGAAUCAUCAGAGGAACAAGAAUUGCGCAGCCAUCGUGAACCUUUCAAACAGCCAACUAUUCAUUAUCAUAAUUUCCCAAAUGCCUCCCCACAUGCACUCACUUGUCCUGGUCAACCUAGAUACGUACUUCGGAAAAACUGAACAAGAGAAGAGAAUAAAUCAAAUUUACUUCUCCAUUCCGUGCAAUUUGGUAGAGCAGAAGAUCUUAUUACAGAUUUGGGCACAAGCUUCUUGUGAUUUUCAGAGCAAGUGGAGAGUCAGCUCCUCCCCAUCUUCUUCAAGUGUGAACAUGUUAACUUGUGUACUUCGUUUUACCCAUUUCCAUAAAUUCUAAUAUGCCAAAUAAUCUGAACUUUAUUUUCUUAAAUAUCUUUUUGACUAUGAAUUUUGUUAACCUUUAUUGGCAAAGUAUUAGCUGUUUGUAUAUCUGAGCAUGUUCCUCCAAAGGACUGUAUGAAAUAAAAUGUGAUGUAACUGG